This is a messenger RNA of Penicillium brevicompactum, 1947 nucleotides long. RefSeq lists its product as uncharacterized. Lineage: Eukaryota; Fungi; Ascomycota; Eurotiomycetes; Eurotiales; Aspergillaceae. Bases 1 to 1947 code for a protein of 648 amino acids. The record is from RefSeq and is a predicted model, not a curated record. The transcript has 2 exons.
AUGGCAUCCAACAGCCAACAUCCGCCUAGCUCCUCUUCCUCUGCCAUUCCCAACUCUUCCGCUACUGCUGCUCACUCGGAAUCGAAUGCGCAGCUCGGAAACAAUGGGUACGCACCUAACGACAACCAGCUUGCCGGAUUGGUAGAAGCAGCCACUGCCGCUGCAGACCAAGACGUGUCGCAAUGGGCUACCGCAGAAGCACUUGCAUCAGCUGCCGGUGCGGCCGGCCAUCACCACCAGCUUGAGGCCUAUGGAGCUGACAUGCACCUCGGCGACGACGGUUUCGGUGAUGCAAAGUUUGACGCGAACUUUGCGACUCCCAUGGGUAGCGCAAGGCAUUUGAGAGCACCAAGCCAAACUGAUCACCAAUCACCCGGCCUCACACGUACCGCAACAAAGAAGCGUAAGCGCAAUGACGACAAUCUCGACCCAGCCCUGGCGGGUGCUGGCCUUACUGCUGCCCAGCACCAGGCGCAGUCCCAGCAAACCCCACAUGGAUACACCGGCGAGAGUAUGGAAAUUCGCACAGAGCAACCUCAAACACUGUCUGAUGCUCGAGCUGUCGGAGUUCAUUCUGCCGCUGCGCUGUUCCGUCAACCUUCCAGCAACAAGAAGUACACUCGCCCCCCAAUUUCGAAAAUGUUUAGCUCGCUCGAGAUAUCACCAGAGAACUUCUUGCAUCUCCAGGCUGCUGCUAAGAACUACAUGUUGGAUGACGAUCACCCAGAAAGACGUGAUUGCGUUGGACAGCGCGGUAAGGGAGAUACAGAGAUGGUCAAGCUCCGGCUCUGGAACUGUGUUCGUCAAUUCCUUGAAGCCGAGGGCAACGGCGAACGAUUCUUUGGGGAAAAUGUCCCCAACGAGGGAAUGAAUCCCAGAAGCUACUCCUGGCCGCGCGACCAGCAGAAGAUCAUUUCACUGGUCAUACCCCUACUUCGUCGGAUGGUCACAAACGAAAGACAACGCCGAUAUGCCAUUGAGACUCGGAAAGGCGGUGGUCCCGAUGACCGACGACGUCGCAAGACUGAAGAGUUCUCGAAUAUGAACGACUCCCGCUUCUCGCCUGAUCAAUCUAUGAUACAAAACCAGACGCAUCGUGAUGACUUGUCGCAAUCAAUGCCUCAGCACGCUUUGCAGCAACCAAUUGAUUCGUCCCAGCCCAUGGACCUCGGUCUUACGGAUCUCCUCUUAGAUGGAUACACUACUGACUGGGAAGAGAUUGCCCGUUCUUACGACGCAUACAACCAAGGCUUUGAGCUUGAUAAUCUGUGGUCCAUUUCUGGUCUUCAGCAGCCCGAUUGGCGCGGCUUCGUUGCUGCAGUCGAUAGCCAUUACCACGUCAUCCACAAUGGUGAUCACGAGUGCCCACCUGCUUGCGAGGACGAGAACAUCAACCGCAUCAUUCACUCCGAGGUUACCUCAUCGCUUCACUGGCGAGUUGGUGGAGGUCGUCAUAUCGCAGCCCGUGAUGAAUUUGCUAGCAGCAUCGCCCGCGAUGUCUCUCGCAUUAUUCGCGAGAACAUCGCCGUUCGCCACGGCCACCCUCAACCAGAUAAUCACUUCCAUCAUGUUCCCUUCACCCCCUUGCCCGAGAACACCAACCCUCAACACCAAACAUCCCUUCGUGUCAACAUUGUCCAGGGCGGAAAACGUAUCCUCCCUAGGUUCGACCUGCCAGCCGGGCAAUACCCCAACAUUGAAAGUCUCAAGCAAGCGGUCCUUCGUCGGUACCCAGGUCAAAUCCCGGGAUUGUUCACCCAGGAAGGAAAUCCUGCUGCUCAGGAAGCGCGCGAGACUGCUGCACUCGCGUCCUGGAAGCUCAAGGUGUGGUUGCCGGAUGGUCUGGUUCCGGUGGUUAAUCAGAAGGAUUGGACUAUUGCGGUACUUUCUGCUGAUACUGUUGACUGGAUGGAUGGGGACCUGAAGGUUCUCAUUGAGGUUGAGUAG